AUGACCUUCUGUGUGGCAAGUACCUUUCUGCAGGAACUGUAUGAUGAUGUUACACGGCAGUUCCUGCGUAGGACGGGGAUAAAGUGGAUUUUUCAGACUCCUAGGUCUCCCUGGAAGGGGGAAUUCUUUGAGCAAUUGAUUGGAGUAGUAAAGUGGACACUGGCUACCACCCUUCGAUGUAAGAUGUUCAACAAAAAACAGCUUCAAACCUUCAUGAAGGAGGCUGAAGCUGUGGUUAACAACAAUCCCUUGAUGUACACCGGGGACAUGCAUGAGGAUGAAGCCCUCACCCCAUCGCACCUCAUCCGAAAUGUGAUUCAUCUGCUACUGUCAGUGGUCCCUCACGAGGACAUGCAUCAAACCUUGACCACCACGCAACUACACCACCAGUACUUCAGGCUCACUGAAACCCUUGAUCAUUUCAAAUGUUACUCGAGGGAAGGUUACCUGAGGUCACUACAGGAAUGGCACGACCUUUGA
Messenger RNA from Macrobrachium nipponense, 480 nucleotides. RefSeq lists its product as uncharacterized. NCBI's taxonomy places the organism in Eukaryota, Metazoa, Arthropoda, Malacostraca, Decapoda, Palaemonidae. The record is from RefSeq and is a predicted model, not a curated record. The transcript has a single exon. Gene Ontology annotation, molecular function: nucleic acid binding. The coding region runs from base 1 to 480 and encodes 159 amino acids.